UACGGUAUCAGCGGUAUCUAUUUAGUAUUUAACGUCGUAAUAAUAAUAGUAAUAAUAUUUCGUGAAUUGAUGCAAAUUUAUACAAUUGCAAAAUCCAUUCAUUUUCGCAACACCGGAUUCGAUCCUCUGUUACUUGUUAGACUUCGGUGCUCUGUUCGAAAUUACUUGAGUGCGUGUGUCGCGUUGUAUGGCUCGUAAAAAUAAAGAAAAUAAAAAUAUGGCUCUAUCAGCCAUGUUACGAGAUGAAGGCGAUAGCAGUGAUGACGACUACCGACGCAAACGAGACAAGAACAAUCAGGCGGUUAAAAGAAGUCGAGUUAAAAGUAGAAUGCGCACACAACAGACAUUGCAACGUGUGAACCAAUUAAAAACUGAGAAUGAUAUGCUUGAAGAAAAAAUUAAACUUUUAAGUAAAGAACUAGGAUUUUUAAAAGAACUAUUCAUGGCACAAGCUGGAACAUCACAAAUUGAACUCCCCAAAUCUGUUGACCUUAAAACAUUAUUGAGCGACACUACUUCAGACAUAUUGGAUAAUGAUUUAACAAAACCUCAAUCUUCAUCAUAAUUCUUAAGUAUAAUAUAAUUUGUUUUAUUUUAAGACCCGUCCAGAUCAAAGAAAAUUUUGUUAUUGACAAUGUUUCUAAUAUUCUAUCAUAAGCGGUAACAUAAAUAUUUAUCAACAACAAUAUCAGAAACAAAUGUUGUUCUGGACUGGACUUUAUGGGCACACCAUAUUUUAUAAGUAAAAAUAAUGUUAUAAGUCAUAUUGAUUUAAUAAUUUUUUUAAUAUUUUUUUCCCAUACCCAAGAAAAUAUUUAUUUGUUAAUAUUGAUAAGGUUAUGGAUUUUAAACAGCCUAAAUAUUUUUGUCCAAUUGUGUGUAUGUGUGCAAUAUUUAUAUUUAUUUUUUCAAAAAACUGUACAAUUUGAAAAAAAAAAUGUUAAUGAAUGUUUAAUAUGUGUAA
Messenger RNA from Myzus persicae (green peach aphid), 964 nucleotides. It is a transcript of the gene Irbp18, whose product is annotated as CCAAT/enhancer-binding protein gamma. The coding region runs from base 188 to 565 and encodes 125 amino acids. Gene Ontology annotation, biological process: DNA-templated transcription; regulation of transcription by RNA polymerase II. Lineage: Eukaryota; Metazoa; Arthropoda; Insecta; Hemiptera; Aphididae. Gene Ontology annotation, molecular function: RNA polymerase II cis-regulatory region sequence-specific DNA binding; DNA-binding transcription factor activity, RNA polymerase II-specific. The transcript has 4 exons. The record is from RefSeq and is a predicted model, not a curated record.